UUCUUUCUUUCUUUCUUUUCGUUUAUCUUUUUCUUUAUUAUAGCCACCAUGGCCAAACUUGCAAUUUUUCCAGAGGAUCGGUAUACGCUUCCUUCGUUCUCCAAAAUCAUUGCUACCAACAAUGUACAACAGCAGCUACGGUCAAAUCGACAGGCUCGAAACAAGAGCGACGGCAACAGAGCACUUCCUCGCCUUCGUCACUCGCUCAUGACAGCUGCGGAAAGGAGUAUCCAGUCAUCUUUGAUGACUGCCGAGUCACAACAGCAACAGCAACAACCCAUUAUAAAACCUGAAAACCUCCCGCUUGUGUCAAUCUGUAAAGGUCGCGGCCGUCGUCCCACUGAGGUCGAAGUGAUAUACAAUAGUAUGCAUAAAACAUUCAUCCUUCAAUAUUAUAUAUAUAGCCAGUUAUCUUUGCACCCAUUACAAUUGAGUGAAGCAGUAGCAAUUUCAAUUGUUUUCACCUCUAAACAUGUGAUAGAUGUACAACCCACCAACGUUUGCCAAGGAUGUAUUGAUGGGAACAGAUUCUGCUACUUUGAAGCACGUGGACCCAAGGCACGGCUGCGACGAUGCACUGCAUGUGUCGAAAAGCAUCUUCCCUGUGUGAUGAAGACCAGCAGAAAGAAAACGUCGAGCGUUAUUAUGCCAGAUCCACAAGGCGACUUGAUUGUGCCAUUGGCAUUCAAGAAUUAUUUCCUCCAGUAUCGCCGAGCACAAUACGUUGUAAAGCACCCGAACCGAUUCCCUGUAGGCUCGGAUGGACUUGACAAAGUCAAAGAGGCAGGAGAUAUUGUGCGACGUUUCCGCCCUGUCAGUCUUUUGACUUUGAAGCGGUAUUCAUGCAGCACCAGUCGUCAUUGUUCUGCCACCACCACCACUGCUGCUGCAUCUCCUGCAUUAAAGAUACCGGCAAAUUCUUCCAAAGUUCAAAGCAAUACUAUUAGCAACAAUGGUACAGCUACACCACCUCAUUCAAUUCAAUGACAUACCAAUCAUCAUGAUCAAAAAAUUUCAAAAAAAAGCCCAAAAAAAAAAAAUUCGUGUGUUAUUUCCCUUACAAAAAAAAUCCUAUACAACGUACUAGCGGUCCUUCCUCGCUUCGCUCGGAUGAAUGAGCCCCUCCGCUUCGCUCCGUGUCAUUCAACGGAAACGCGUCGCAAGGUGGUUCCCCCCUUGACCCCCAAGUGGGGGGCAAGCCCCCCAAACCCGCCCUGUCGAGCGAGGUUGGAUCAAUGUUUUGGUAUUAGAUGCUUAUUGUCUGUUUUCAAAAUCAAAAGCAAGAUCAUUGUGCAGUGAGAAGUAGCCUAUCAUAGAAAGUCGUCAAAGUUGGAUACUUAACUAUCUCCAGUUUAGAAUACAAUGCGAAAAGAAGUGUUGACAAAGAUGAUGUAGUGAUAUUGAUAAAAAGAGAAUAGGCGUGAAAAAAAGAGAAUAGGUGAGAAAAAAAGAGAAUAG
This is a messenger RNA of Zychaea mexicana, 1458 nucleotides long. RefSeq lists its product as uncharacterized. Bases 49 to 987 code for a protein of 312 amino acids. The record is from RefSeq and is a predicted model, not a curated record. NCBI's taxonomy places the organism in Eukaryota, Fungi, Mucoromycota, Mucoromycetes, Mucorales, Lichtheimiaceae. The transcript is spliced from 3 exons.